AUGGCUACGAUUCUACGAUAUAGGGAGACAGUGUGCCUCAGGGCAGCACGUAUACCUCUGCCAGCAAAAUCAUCACCUGAGAUAAAAACAAGUUACCAGUUUCCCCGACGGUCGUACACUACAGGCCCUGGGGCAGAGAGUGCGAAGGAUAGAAGUCGUCCAUUAUAUCAAAGACUCUCCGCCGCUUGGAGGGAUACACCAACGAAAUGGUACCCGCUUCCCCUAGCCGUCGGUGCGCUGCUUCUGGUAGCCGUUGACUAUCGCAAAAACCACCUAGGGAAGGAAGUCCAUGUCGAUGAGCAUGGGAAUGAGAUUGUCAAGCUUAAAGGGCCUUGGCAGGUCCAUGUCAUCGGUGCCCUCCCGCUGAAGAAUCUCUCUCGCUUGUGGGGAUACCUCAACUCGCUAGAGCUCCCCGUAUGGUUCCGUCCCUUCGGCUUUCGCCUCUACGCUUGGGUCUUCGGUUGCAACCUGAAUGAGAUCGACCCUGACGACCUUACGCAGUAUGCCUCUCUCGGCGAGUUUUUCUAUCGCAAGCUCAAGCCUGGUGCGCGACCCGUAGCGAAUGCUCCACUUGUGAGCCCCGCGGACGGACGCGUUUUGCAUUUCGGCACGAUACAAGGCUCGCGCGUUGAGCAAGUGAAGGGCCUCACUUACUCCCUGGACGCCCUGCUCGGCGUCGAGUCCUUAUCAACCCCGCCACCGUCGCCCAUCGAAGCGCCGCAGCGCGACAUGGCCGUUGUGCACGAUGAGGAAUUUGCCAAUGUCAACGGAAUCGAGUACAGCCUCGGUCACCUGCUCGGUUCAUCGUCUUCUUCUCCCCGUGAUGCGGGGAAGGACGGGGCGAGCCAUCAGAAUCAGCCCCCGCCCCCGCACAAGCACGGUGAGCAGAUUGACGCGUCAGUAGAGUCUGAGCAAUCGCUCGGCGACACGAUCCAGCACGACACGUCUGUCGCAGCUGAGAUGGGGGUGCGCCCCUCUCUGCAGCGCCGGGGCAGCAUCUCGGGCGCGUCUGUGAAGCCUGGCAACGGCCUGUUCUUCGCUGUCAUCUAUCUUGCGCCCGGGGACUACCACCGCUUCCACUCGCCCACGGCGUGGGUCGUCGAGAAGCGGAGACAUUUUGUCGGGGAGUUGUACAGCGUGUCGCCGUAUAUGGCGAAGCGGCUGGAGAAUCUGUUUGUGCUGAAUGAGCGGGUGGCGCUGCUCGGGCGGUGGAGGUAUGGGUUCUUCAGUAUGGUCCCCGUAGGCGCAACGAAUGUCGGGAGCAUCAAAAUCAACUUCGAUACGGCCCUGCGCACGAAUGUCCGCACGCGCAUUCGCCCGCCUCCAGGCACGUACACCGAGGCUGUCUACUCGGCUGCCUCUCCGAUACUGAACGGGCAGCCGCUGCGGCCUGCGGAGGAGAUGGGCGGGUUUUGCCUCGGGAGCACGAUUGUGCUCGUGUUCGAGGCGCCCAAGACGUUUCGGUUUACGGUUGCCGAGGGGGAGAAGGUGAAGGUGGGGCAGAAGAUGGGAGAGAUUGUCGACGUGUAG
Gloeophyllum trabeum ATCC 11539 is the source of this 1530-nucleotide messenger RNA. RefSeq lists its product as uncharacterized. The transcript is spliced from 5 exons. Gene Ontology annotation, molecular function: phosphatidylserine decarboxylase activity. The record is from RefSeq and is a predicted model, not a curated record. Bases 1 to 1530 code for a protein of 509 amino acids. Gene Ontology annotation, cellular component: mitochondrion. NCBI's taxonomy places the organism in Eukaryota, Fungi, Basidiomycota, Agaricomycetes, Gloeophyllales, Gloeophyllaceae. Gene Ontology annotation, biological process: phosphatidylethanolamine biosynthetic process.